AAAGAGAGAAAGAAAACACACAUAUAGGUUAGCAGCGGUAACGCUAUAAAUGCAGUCGCGAUUAGUAGCCCACGCAACAGUUCCAGUUGCAGAGCCGGAAGUUAAGAGGUCGAGCAAUGUUCUACCCAGCGUGUAGGUUGAUCCUGUUAGCUGUCUGCCUGCUGUCGACAGGUUUAAGUGAGGAUCGUUUAACAUUCGCAGCAGCAUUGCCUAGUGUCAAAUCCAUUCAAAAGUAUGGACAACAUGUGUGCAAUGCUGUUGAGAUUGCGAGUGAAUUGUUCGUUACAUCUGCUGCUUGUUUAGUCUCAAGUAAGCCAUCGGAAUUGCAGUUGACCAGUACAAAAGACUCUCGAAUGGUUCCUCCAAAGACACAGUGUGAUGUAACUAGUUAUGAGCUACAUCCCAAGUACACUUUUCUGAGUCACAAUAUAGGAGUAAUGGAAGUGAAGUGUGGAGGCAUCCAUCGAUCGUUGACACGAAAUACCUUAAUGAGUGAUGUGAAAAAUGGAGAUUAUCUAACACUUGUAGGAGUUGAUAAGUCUCUACAGAAAGUGAACGUUCGCAUGAAGCUGCAAAAGUGCAGGGUAUGUCAAAAAGAAUACGCAGUGUUUGAUUGUGGGCGACAGAUAUGUCUCAAGCCAGUAGGAAAAGACAUCGAAAAGUUGCAAACAAUUGAGGGUCUUCCAGGGGCCGCUAUAUUCAACGAGAACAGUGAGCUGGUGGGCAUCUUGUCUUAUGGAUUCGCCACCGGUAGCUUUGUCGCAGAAAGCAUACGUUACUAUAAAAUGUUUCUGGAGAAGGCGAGGCAAUCCUUCUACACCGAUAACAGUGUUGUAGAUCAGGGGUCGGCAGCCAUUUCAAUAUAAGGAACCCCGCAGCUAUAGUAAAAUUGUAAGAUGAGGGCAAGAAAAACGAUAGUGCAGUAGGCAAUAGGUAUUAAAUAUAGAGUUGACGACAGUUUUAUGAUCGAAAAUCAGUUUUAUGAUCUAUUUAAUACUUGUAUGUGUAUGUAUUGCUUCGAAUUACGAAUAUUUAAGGCAUUUUUGGCACGUAAUAUU
Molecule: messenger RNA, 1058 nt
Organism: Anopheles gambiae (African malaria mosquito)
Lineage: Eukaryota; Metazoa; Arthropoda; Insecta; Diptera; Culicidae
Exons: 2
Coding region: 117-866 (249 amino acids)
Biological process (GO): proteolysis
Molecular function (GO): serine-type endopeptidase activity
Source: RefSeq, a predicted model, not a curated record